Molecule: messenger RNA, 2838 nt
Organism: Cynoglossus semilaevis (tongue sole)
Lineage: Eukaryota; Metazoa; Chordata; Actinopteri; Pleuronectiformes; Cynoglossidae
Gene: neurod4
Product: neuronal differentiation 4
Exons: 2
Coding region: 475-2442 (655 amino acids)
Biological process (GO): camera-type eye development; positive regulation of transcription by RNA polymerase II; axon development
Cellular component (GO): nucleus
Molecular function (GO): DNA-binding transcription factor activity, RNA polymerase II-specific; protein dimerization activity; E-box binding
Source: RefSeq, a predicted model, not a curated record
UUUUAUGCUGGGUAAAUCCCAUCGUGUCCCAGAUUAACAGCGUCUCUAAAACAACCAGUGGAACUGUGUGAACUGUCCCUUUACUGCAGCUUCACACCAGUCUAAUUCAAAGAAGGCUGAAAACAAGAAUAGAUUCAAACAUAAUAUCCAACAGUUUACAGGAGGGAAAGUUACCACUGAUAGUCUUUUAAAUUUUAAAGGUCUAUUCAAUUUUUUAAAAAUUGAAACGAAGUGAACAUACAACAAACAUCUUUAAAUGUGUGACCUAAAACGACGUUCAACCUGAUGUGACCAAACUUUGUACUUAUCUAAAUAUAAGCUGUUCACGAAAGACUGUUUAAGUCCUCGUCAUCACUUUAAUGGCAGCCGUCAGUCAGUACUUCACACUCCUGAUAUUAGAGAUCAAAGUUACAGUAUGUGGUGUUUAUUGAUGAACCGAACAUUAAUUGACUGAUUUUUUUUUUUCCGAUCAAAAUGAUGAAAAAACCCUUCGGGGAGAGGGGUGUGAGUGACCUGGUCAGUUCCCUCAGUUGGCUGGAGGAGGACGCUAGCUCCCAGGACGGGGACGAAAGUCCAGAGAUGAGACUCCACCACGGUCUGGGUGUUGGUGGUGAGAUCCACUCCUGUACAGAACUUGGAAGUGAAGACAUGGAGGAGGAAGAGGAGGAAGAGGAGGAGAUUGGACCAAAUGGAGAGAAGGGCCCCAAAAGACGAGGCCCUAAGAAGAAGAAGAUGACCAAAGCCAGACAGGAGAGGUUUCGUGCCCGCAGGGUCAAGGCCAACGCAAGAGAACGUUCCCGCAUGCACGGACUGAACGACGCCCUGGAUAAUCUUCGCAGAGUUAUGCCGUGCUACUCGAAGACACAGAAGCUGUCUAAAAUCGAGACUUUAAGACUGGCUCGCAACUACAUCUGGGCCCUGUCGGAGGUGCUAGAGAGCGGCCAGUCUGCAGAGAGCCACGGCUUCGUGGAGAUGCUGUGUAAAGGUCUGUCUCAGCCCACCAGUAACCUGGUCGCGGGCUGCCUGCAGCUCGGACCGAGUCCAGUGAUGCUCAACAAGCUGGAGGACAAGUGCGGGGGCCCCGGGGUGGAUGGUGUGGGGGGUCAGGUCGGUCAUCCCCUCAGCUUCCCCUCACCAGGCCUUCCCAGCCCCCCAUAUGGAUCCCUGGAGGCGUCCCACCUCCUGCACAUGAAGGGUUUCAAAGGGCCUGUGUACGACAACCCCUCCUCAAAUGAAUGCAGCAGCGGCACCCCCCCCUACGACGGGCCACUCACCCCUCCCCUCAGCAUCAGUGGCAACUUUGGCCUGAAGCAGGAGCCCUCUCCCCGCGAUUCAGAGAGGAACUUUACGCCCCACCCCUCCCACCCGGCCCACUUUCUCUUGUCGCACCAUUACCCCAGCGGUGAUGUGAGUGACCUGGUCAGUUCCCUCAGUUGGCUGGAGGAGGACGCUAGCUCCCAGGACGGGGACGAAAGUCCAGAGAUGAGACUCCACCACGGUCUGGGUGUUGGUGGUGAGAUCCACUCCUGUACAGAACUUGGAAGUGAAGACAUGGAGGAGGAAGAGGAGGAAGAGGAGGAGAUUGGACCAAAUGGAGAGAAGGGCCCCAAAAGACGAGGCCCUAAGAAGAAGAAGAUGACCAAAGCCAGACAGGAGAGGUUUCGUGCCCGCAGGGUCAAGGCCAACGCAAGAGAACGUUCCCGCAUGCACGGACUGAACGACGCCCUGGAUAAUCUUCGCAGAGUUAUGCCGUGCUACUCGAAGACACAGAAGCUGUCUAAAAUCGAGACUUUAAGACUGGCUCGCAACUACAUCUGGGCCCUGUCGGAGGUGCUAGAGAGCGGCCAGUCUGCAGAGAGCCACGGCUUCGUGGAGAUGCUGUGUAAAGGUCUGUCUCAGCCCACCAGUAACCUGGUCGCGGGCUGCCUGCAGCUCGGACCGAGUCCAGUGAUGCUCAACAAGCUGGAGGACAAGUGCGGGGGCCCCGGGGUGGAUGGUGUGGGGGGUCAGGUCGGUCAUCCCCUCAGCUUCCCCUCACCAGGCCUUCCCAGCCCCCCAUAUGGAUCCCUGGAGGCGUCCCACCUUCUGCACAUGAAGGGGUUCAAAGGGCCUGUGUACGACCACACCUCCUCAAAUGAAUGCAGCAGCGGCACCCCCCCCUACGACGGGCCACUCACCCCUCCCCUCAGCAUCAGUGGCAACUUUGGCCUGAAGCAGGAGCCCUCUCCCCGCGAUUCAGAGAGGAACUUUACGCCCCACCCCUCCCACCCGGCCCACUUUCUCUUGUCGCACCAUUACCCCGCCUCUACGACAGGUGGGCUGCCAGGUGGGCCUCAGGGCCUGCCCAUUUUUCAGGCGUCGCGUUAUGAGCUGCCCCUCGACGUGAGCUUCGAGUCCUUCGCUCCGUCUCACUUGGUCACCUCUCAGAUGGGAAACAUCUGACCGAGCAACACGGAAGGAACGGAAACUGACUGUGGAAAAAUGUUGUUCCCAAACAGAGGCCGAGGUUUGGACAGAGUAGGAAGAAGUGGAUUGGAUUUAUGAGAGAGAGAGAGAGAGACACAGAGAGAGAGAGAGAGUGAUCACCUCAACCUGAUCUACCUGAUCCAAACAUGCACCCCACCUUUUAUUAUUUUAUUUAUUCUGUUUUUAUGUUAUGUCUGUAAAUGUUGCCCAUCAGUCAAAGUGAAACUAAAGAUUUUUUUUUUUACCAAAUUUCCAUAACGACGACUUUUUAUCCUCAGAGUUCUGCACAUUAACAUAUAUAAAAGAGAUCAAAAGAGUCACAAAUGCUAAAUUCCGCACUGAGGCCGACGGCCAGUGUCUGUCUGGCCAAAC